Molecule: messenger RNA, 1055 nt
Organism: Malaya genurostris
Lineage: Eukaryota; Metazoa; Arthropoda; Insecta; Diptera; Culicidae
Product: protein obstructor-E-like
Exons: 6
Coding region: 16-903 (295 amino acids)
Cellular component (GO): extracellular region
Molecular function (GO): chitin binding
Source: RefSeq, a predicted model, not a curated record
GCCGUCUAGUGGAAAAUGGUAAGGAAGGGGCGUCCAAAUCAACAAAAAGAAAGACACUCAUCAACAGCGACCACUAGUCUGGUAAAAACAUUUGCAGUGUUCGGUCCAAAGCCCCCCCUUUCGAAUACCGGAGAGGAAGAGAGAAAAAAAGAUCGACGUCGAGUUGAUUUAGACAAUAUGUAUAAAUCACUCUUCCUGAUUGCUCUAAUCGUAUUCAGUUGCCGUGCGGCUACUGAUGAAGAAUAUUUUGAGUUUGCUUGUCCUCAAGAAGAUGGGCAGUUCGAAGAUGCAUAUCAGUGCGAUAAAUAUUAUGAAUGCGAUAAUGGGCGGGUUAAAGAAAAACUUUGUCCAGAUGGACUUGUGUUCAAUCCAAGCAGCAAAUUGAGUAAUAAAUGUGACCAAAUAUAUAAUGUGGACUGUGGAGAUCGGAAGGAAUUGCAAAAACCGAAUCCCAUAGGCGUAUGUCCUAGACAAAACGGAUUCUAUCCCCAUCCUGAUCCUACAAUCUGCAACGUAUUUUUUAACUGUGUGAAUGGUCGUGAGCUCGAAAUGAGUUGUGUGGCAGGAUUACAUUUCAAUUUAGAUACCGGUACAUGCGUCUGGCCAGAUAUGGCGAAUCGUGUCGAUUGUGGUAGCAAUGCAAAUAAAAAACUAGAUGAUGGUUUCCAAUGCCCUAAAGACUACAAAAAAAUGGAUAAAAAUGGACAAAUAGUUUCUCACCCUAACUUUCCGCAUCCGGAGGAUUGUACAAAAUUCUACAUAUGUCUAAAUGGCAUCGAACCAAGGCGAGGUAACUGCGACUCAGGUUUGGUUUACAACGAAGAUCUUCAGCGAUGUGACGAACCAGAGAACGUUCCUGGAUGCGAGGACUGGUACACUCCAGCCGAAAAACCGGAGAAAUAAAUCCAACUUCUUCAGUUAUACAAAGAUUAGUAUACAUAAGGGAAAAUACAUUAUAAAACAAACAUUCUGUAUUUCUCAAAUUAGUCAUUUACAUUUGUACGGAUUUAUUUUCAAUUUUGUAUAUUUACAAAUAAAUAGUAGUAAGCCCUUGA